Callithrix jacchus (white-tufted-ear marmoset) is the source of this 3647-nucleotide messenger RNA. RefSeq names its product leucine rich repeat containing 53 (gene LRRC53). Gene Ontology annotation, molecular function: protein binding. The record is from RefSeq and is a predicted model, not a curated record. Lineage: Eukaryota; Metazoa; Chordata; Mammalia; Primates; Cebidae. Gene Ontology annotation, cellular component: plasma membrane.
CAGCCCCUAUGACCACGAGGGUUUUAAUCAUCACUGAUGGAUAUCUCUCCUCUAUUGAGAGCACAAACCUGUCUCUCUUGUUUAAUCUUGCCCUGCUCUCCCUGAGCAGAAAUGGUAUCCAGGAUGUUCAGGAAGAUGCCCUGGAUGGCCUUACGAUGUUGCGGACCUUGUUGCUGGAGCACAACCAAAUAUCCAGUUCUUCGCUCACGGAUCACACCUUCAGCAAGCUUCACAGCCUGCAGGUGCUGGUGCUGAGCAAUAAUGCUCUCCGCACCCUACAAGGGUCUUGGUUCCGAAACACGCGGGGCCUGACCCGGCUCCAGCUGGAUGGGAAUCAGAUCACUAACCUCACAGACACUUCUUUUGGAGGCACAAAUCUCCACAGUCUCAGGCAUCUGGAUUUAUCCAACAAUUUUAUUUCCUACAUUGGGAGAGAUGCCUUCCGGCCCCUGCCUCAACUACAGGAAGUGGACCUUUCUCGAAAUAGGUUAGCCCACAUGCCGGAUGUUUUUACUCCACUGAAGCAGCUAAUCCUUCUGAGCUUAGAUAAGAACCAGUGGAGCUGCACUUGUGAUCUCCAUCCCCUUGCUCGGUUUUUAAGAAACUACAUUAAGUCUUCUGCUCACACGCUCAGGAAUGCCAAGGACCUAAAUUGUCAGCCAUCUACCACAGCUGUGGCAGUUGCAAAGAGUGUGCUGAGGCUGUCUGAGACCAACUGUGAUUCCAAAGCUCCCAACUUCACUCUGGUUCUAAAGGACAGAAGUCCCCUCCUCCCAGGGCAGGAUGUGGCCCUGCUGACUCUCCUUGGCUUUGCAGGAGCUGUUGGUCUUACUUGCCUAGGUUUAGUUGUAUUUAACUGGAAACUCCAACAAGGCAAAGCAAAUGAACACACAUCAGAAAACCUUUGUUGCGGAACCUUCAGUGAACCCAUGUGUGCUCAUGAGGCAAGAAAUUACCAUACUAAGGGAUACUGUAACUGCCACUUAACUCAGGAAAACGAGAUAAAGGUCAUGUCCAUUGUGGGGUCCAGAAAGGAAAUGCCACUUUUACAGAUAAAUAGCCAUCAAGCAACAUUGGUCUCUGAGUCCACAACCCUUGAUGGAUCAUUUGGAAACCUGAAAAAGAAAGACCAUGGGGUAGACAGCACUUUGUUUUGCCAGGAUGGUAGAUUGCUGCAUUCAGGAUGCUCAGAGCCUCCUGAAAAUAUGACAGCUUUUAAUGAAGCAGGCUUACUUACAACAUACUAUCCAAAGAAAGUUGAAAAGCUAAGGAAUCUUGAGCCUGGAGAAGUCCAGCCUCAAACUCUGCGACAGCAUGUAGUAAGAACAGAAGAUAAGAGCAGUGACAUAUUUAGAAGAAGAUAUGCAACACCCGCUUCAGCCUUGGCAGGAGAAAGUCUUGAGAAGCAUUUAACAAAUGAAUCAUGGCAGCCUCCAGUAGAAAAAGAAGACAAUGGCUUACAACCUCAUAGGCAAAGACAUUUUAUUACAAGCUCAUCAUCCAAGCCUUGUGAGCCUGAGGAACACUGUGUACAAAAGACCGUACAAAAACAUAGAUCAAAAUAUGAUGAUCCUUGCAGACUGUUAAAACAGAGCAGACCUAAGUAUUUUCAGCCAAACAAUUCUCUUAUCUGUAAAUAUGUGCCCUGUAAUCAAUUUGAAGAUUACAUGAAAGAAAAGAAGCCAAAUUGUAGAAAACACUCAAAGCCUGAGAAAGAGCAAAUCCAAAUUAACAGUGCAAUUGAAAAGUUUAUGAGUGAAGACAACAUAGAUUUAUCAGGAUUAUCAACAAAAAUCAAGAAAGCAUGUUCUCCAAAGAGGGUUAGCUUCCAUGAUCCUGAUUUAGCAGAAAUAAAUAGAUUGAUGAUAUCAUCCAAAACAUCAACCCCUUGGAAACAGCAGAAAAAUCAAAGUAACCAGCAGACUAAGUUGGAUCUCAAAAAAUGUAGCAACAUUGGGAAGAGAAACAAAGGAGAAAAAUGGUUUACUAAUUCACGGGUUCUGAAAAGCAAGAGAAUCUAUCAGUCUGACCUCAACCGGAAAAUUAAAGGACAAAACUUAAAGAUAAAAUUAAAUUUACAUCCUUUUAGAAAAGUUAGAGUCCAUCCAGAAAAAUCCUUGUCAGGCCUCCCAAAGCAAUGCAAGCAAGUAUUAUUACCUCCUAAGAAACUAUCCAAAACUUCUGAGACAAAAGCCAAAAUAAAUACUGUGUCUUCUGCAGAUUUUCUUCAACAGUCAGAGAGUAGCAACUCUGUUAGACUCACUUCAAAGAGGCUGCCUCUGAAACAUGCCUCAAAGCAGACCCCACGUUACCAACGAAACACUAAACAUGCCCCCCUGUUCAGUGCUAACAACUUGUCUGUAGUCAACCAGAGCUCUAUUGAAGACAACCAUCACUCAGCUGGCCAAAUUCCUGAUGGAAACCCAUCAGAUGUGCCUCAGCCUCCUCCUAUUGAUGCUGAGCACAGGCACUCACACUCUCAAUUCUCAACUGAGCCAAUGGAAGGUGCAACUCAGCUUGAAUCUAAAGUGCUUGGUUAUUUACCAACUACUUGGAAAAAUACAGAAAAUGAUGUUUUACCAUCCAAACAUUCCAGGGGGGCUAUUGACCAAGGGACAGCAGAGUCCACUGAGUACAUGGAACAGAAUGUAUCAAAGACCAGUGAGCUAAAUCAGCUUGCUUUGUCCCCAAGGAAUCUAACGCAACUUUUAGAUGUUCACGAGACUGACAACUACAAGGAAUACACUUUAGACCAAAAUGAAGCCUUACAACACAGAGAGCAAAAUUCAAGUCAUGCACAACUUGAAAAUAAAGAAAAAGCUUUAAUGACAAAACCUCAAAUACCACAUAAAAUUGUAGAAAAUUGUAUUAUGGAUAAGGAAGAAAAUGAUGUAGGAAGAAAACUUUCAAAAACAGAAACUUAUGAUUUCUCUCUCAUUCCCCAAAUACAAUCCAAGAACAACCUAUCAUUUAUGAAGACAAAUUCAAUUCCAUUCCAAAAUAGAAGAGAGCUUCCCGAGGAUAUCAGUACUUCUCCUGUUAGUAGUCAAACUGUUUGGCACCUAACCAAGAGUGGCGAAAAAGGAAUUGACAGCACAAGUGCAUUGCCCAGAGAUGACGGCACUGAAGCACUAGAGAUAAAAAUAGUAGGGAAAGAAGAGAAAAAUAUGCUCGAUGAAAGCAAGACAGAUUCUAGUAUGUUAAUUCAGAUCACACAAAUGACCUUAAAAGGUGACACAAAGGAAAGGCAGCAAACUUGGGAAAAUGGAACAAGUGAAAAACAUGUAUUAUAUGAUGUGAGCUCUGCUGAGGAGAUCAUUACAGCUAAAGAUUUAAGUGUCACAGGUUCCCAUGAAACCAUACUUUGCAGUGAAGUAGAUCCUGAAAUUAACAGUAAUAUGCAUAAUUUGCGAGAAGUUCAAAAUAUUCAACAAGAUAAAGAUAGUGCACAUAAAGAAAGCACAAUGACAAUGGAGACACAUGAAGCGCUUUCCCUCUUCCCAGGGUUAAAAGACAGUUUUGAGGAGGAAAACGAGGUGCUUUUAGUUCCUAGCAGAAUAAAUGAAGCCAAAAAUUCUGCUCCAAAACCUGUACUGUAUCCACCAUCUGCUGAAUAUGCUAGUACCUCACCUUUAGAAGUAGAAUAA